AUGAGUCCACAAUGCAAGCCCGUGAACGAGAAAGACUCGAUGGCUAAGCACAAGACCAACGGUCGUAAUAACAAUCCUUACGUUCAUAUCACUACUCCCACCUCGGCUUCUGAUAAGAGAUCGAAGGAUAAGGUUCUUGAGAUGUUGAAUCGUUACGGGAAGAAAGUGGAGGACGUGACUCGUAGGGCGGAAGCAUUAGCCGGCGGUUUAAAAGACCACCUGAAGUUUAGUCCUAGCAUAAGUGAUGCAGCAAUGGCUAGGCUUGCUCAAGGUACUAAGAUGAUCGUUGAAGGUGGACCAGAGAGAGUGUUUCAAAGAGAGUUUGGUGUGUUAAACUCAGAGAAACUCUUGGAUUCGUUCGUUUGCUACAUAUCGACCACUUCAGGACCAGUCACUGGAAUGUUAUACGUUUCGAAUAAAAGAAUCGCUUUCUGUAGCGAUUACGCGAUUCGUCUUCCUUCUUCAGCUGGUGGGAACGGUGUUCCGGCAUACUACAAGGUGGUGAUGGAAUUGGAGAAGGUAAGUUGGAUUAGUUCAUCAUCGAAUGUGUUAAAGCCAAGUGAGAGGUAUGUGCAAGUGGUGACACAAGAUGGAUUUGAGUUUUGGUUCAUGGGUUUUGUCUCAUACAUGGAUGCUUUCAAUUGUCUCAAUAAAGCUCACCUUAAUUCCCAUUGUGAUAAGUCUAUGUAA
Arabis nemorensis is the source of this 690-nucleotide messenger RNA. NCBI's taxonomy places the organism in Eukaryota, Viridiplantae, Streptophyta, Magnoliopsida, Brassicales, Brassicaceae. The record is from the annotation of a GenBank genome assembly.